Molecule: messenger RNA, 1618 nt
Organism: Zootoca vivipara (common lizard)
Lineage: Eukaryota; Metazoa; Chordata; Lepidosauria; Squamata; Lacertidae
Product: suppressor of cytokine signaling 3
Biological process (GO): phosphatidylinositol phosphate biosynthetic process
Cellular component (GO): phosphatidylinositol 3-kinase complex
Molecular function (GO): 1-phosphatidylinositol-3-kinase regulator activity
Source: RefSeq, a predicted model, not a curated record
CCCCAGCCACACACAGGCACCAGGAAUCCAAGCCUCUCUUUCCCCCAGCGUGUCAGUUACCCCGUCAAAUAUACAAGCUCCUCUUGGAACUGGAGCAGCUCAAAUAUUAUUCUUGUAGCUCUCGCUCUCUUUCCCGCCCUUCUCCGUCCGUCCCUCCAGCUCCCAGCACUAUGCAGCCAGCAGCAGCCACACGCUGACACGAGAUGCGAGUUCACCGGCUCUCGCUCUCUUCCUCCUCCUCCUCCUCCCACCGCCGACCAGCCCCGCUUUACUCCGCUAACGGGAAAAGCGCUUCAGAAACGCGCGCGCACAUUCACACACACUUCCAGGAAACCAGAAAGACGCUGCGAUUCUUGGCGAGAGGAAACGGAUCGGUCGGCCUUUCUGCGCGCACACUCCUCCUCCCCCCUCCUCCUCCUCCUCCGCCCAAAGCAACUUCCACCACUUUCGACUCCUCUUGAGGAGUCCUAAUCCGGGAGGUAUCCUGUGUGUGUGCGGGGGAGGGGGAUGUGGGGGAUAGAGAGAGAUUAAUUGGCCCAGCCUGGGAACAAGCCUCCCAUCCGGUGCGCCCUAGGCGCGCGGGGCGUUCGCAGACUCUGCUCGGCGCACCGCUUCCCCCUCCCGACCACAACCCGCCCCUCUCGCCGGCGUUGCAAGUAUGGCAAAGGCAGGCGAUCGGACUGGGCUCCGUUUCGACAGAGGAUCCCGCGAAGGGGAGAGAAUUUUUAAAUUUUGAUUCCCCCCAGCCCACCCGUUUCCUCCCUCCCUCUCCUUUUCUUCCACUCUUGGAGAGAAACGCACAGGCAUCUCGCUGCUUUCACGCCGCCAAAGAUGCUGUUCCGGUAACCGACUGAGCGUCUCUCCCAGCCAACUGGAGGCGCAAUGGUCCCCUUGUGCUGGUGCUGCAUGCCAGCACCUACACCAGCUGCGGCGGCCAUGACGGGCACGGGCACAACCUCCUACCACUUCAAGAGUUUCUGUGGGGAGUUUGAGCGGGUGGAAAGCGCCCUGGAACGCCUCGAGGCCAGCGGGUUCUACUGGGGCAGCCUGUCUGGGGCCGAAGCCAAGCGCCUUUUGACCUCCCAGCCACCCGGCGUCUUCCUCGUGCGAGAUUCCUCCGACCACCACCACCUCUUCACCCUGAGCGUCCGCACCAACACGGGCAUCACCAACCUGCGCAUCCAGCAGCAAGGCUCAGCUUUCCACCUGGAGGCCUUGCCAGGCGCUGGCCACCCCCCGGCCUUCCACUGCGUGGUCCGGCUAGUAGAGCACUAUCUGUGCCUGGGAGCAGUAGAAGGGGGGCCUUGCUACCUGGAGAGGGAGGGGCAGCCCCCGGUGCCUUUGGCCCUCGCCCAUCCUCUCUGCUGCAAAGUGCCCACCUUGCAAGAGCUGAGUCGCCGGGCGGUGCGUGCCAGUAUGAGGGGCAGAGGCGAUGCCAGGGCUCAGCUGCAGCGGCUGCCAGUUCCACAGGGACUGUUGAACUCGCUGUGCACCUGAAAGGCUCGUUUCCUUCCUAACAUUCCCUGUACAGUAUAUAAGCAGGACUGCCUGCACAGUGUAUUGCUGGUGGCGCCUGUUUAUCAUUAUCUUUGUGGAAUAAACCAACUGGUAUACUGGG